Synchiropus splendidus (mandarinfish) is the source of this 2240-nucleotide messenger RNA. RefSeq names its product selectin E (gene sele). The transcript has 11 exons. Gene Ontology annotation, molecular function: sialic acid binding; oligosaccharide binding. The record is from RefSeq and is a predicted model, not a curated record. NCBI's taxonomy places the organism in Eukaryota, Metazoa, Chordata, Actinopteri, Syngnathiformes, Callionymidae. Gene Ontology annotation, cellular component: external side of plasma membrane; membrane. Bases 52 to 1770 code for a protein of 572 amino acids. Gene Ontology annotation, biological process: response to cytokine; leukocyte tethering or rolling; heterophilic cell-cell adhesion.
CGCAACAAAACACAACCAACUAGCAACCCUCAAGAGAUACAUCACAGCGAAAUGGAGUUCUGCUACAGUUUAUUUCAUCCUACAGCAAGCAAAGAUUCAUGGAUGUGCUGGACCAUCAUCUUCUCAAUGAUGUCACUGUGGACAAGUGUGGACUGUUGGUCCUACUACUACUCAAACGAGACCAUGAACUGGCAGGACGCUCGCUCCUGGUGCAAGAAGAGCUACACUGACAUGGUGGCCAUCCAGAACCAGGAGGAGAUUGCUCAUCUGAACAAAUGGCUGCCGAAAAAAGACACUUAUUACUGGAUCGGGAUCCGCAAGAUCGACAACAUUUGGACCUGGGUGGGCACCAACAAAGCUCUCACUCCAGAAGCCACCAACUGGGCGCAAGGCGAGCCCAACAACGCCAAAGAUAAAAAGGGAUCAGGAGAGAAUGAGGACUGUGUGGAGAUGUACAUCAAAAGAGCAGAGCAAGCGGGGAAAUGGAACGAUGAGAGGUGCACCAAGGCAAAAACCGCUCUGUGCUAUACAGCCGCCUGUAAGGACGACUCGUGCCUGCAUGGAGAGUGUGUAGAAACCAUCAACAGCCAUCGAUGUGAAUGCCAUGAAGGGUUUUAUGGGGACAAGUGUGAACACGUUAUGGAAUGUAACCAGGAGGAUGUGACGGCUCCUCGUAACGGAGGCGUCCAGUGUGCUCACAAGCACGGAAACUACACCUUUGACUCCACGUGCAACUUUUCAUGCGAGAAGGGCUAUGAACUCAGCGCACCUGGACCGCUCAGGUGCACAGCCUCAAAGACCUGGUCAGCGGAAAGGCCAGCCUGCAACUUGGUCCAGUGUUCACGGCUGCCCAGGCCAUUGAACGGCUCCAUAAGAUGCACUCAUCCUCUUGGACCUGACAGCUACCAGUCGACAUGCUUCUUUUCUUGUAAUGAGGGUUAUGAACUUGUGGGGGGUGAACCUGCUGCUCUGCAAUGUGACGAAUCAGGAGAGUGGAACGCGUCUGCACCCAUCUGUGCUGCUGUCCAGUGUCCAGCUCUCCCAAAGUUGGAGAAUGGCAUCACCAACUGCGAUGUUGAUGGAGACCUGCGGUUCAGCUUCGGAAAUGCUUGCCACUUCAGCUGUUCAAGUGGCUAUAAGUUGGUUGGACCGAGCAGCGUCAGAUGUUCAUCAUCGGCAGAGUGGAGCGAGAGGAUGCCCUCAUGUGACGCAAUUACCUGCUCCCUCCUGGAAGAGGAGAGUCACCUGAUCACAAAGUGCAGCCAGCCACUGGACAAUCUGCGCCCAAACUCCAUCUGCAGCUUCACUUGUGAAGAUGGUUAUGACCUCCAGGGAGCAGAGACCACCCACUGCUCUGAAGAUGGACUGUGGACGGAAGCCAAACCCACCUGCCAAGCUGUGAAGUGUCCACGGCUUGAAGCUCCGGAAAAGGGUCACAUCAACUGCUCGAAAGCUGAGCAAGACUUCAACACUCAGUGCUCAUUCACAUGUGACCACGACCACCUAUUAGAGGGACAUGAGCUGAUGAUAUGUGAUCGCCAUGGCAACUGGACUGGAGCUCUACCUGUUUGCAAAGCUCCCAGCCCUCAAAUAGCCAUCGUCGCCUCCAGCGUGGCAGUGGGGGCUGCUGCGUCACUGGCUGUUUUUUCUCUGGUGCUGUGGCUUCUGAAAAGACUGAGAAAAGGAGCAACAAAGUUUGAACUUAACAGUAACUCUGACAUCGAAGAUCCUCCACAAGUCUACAAGAACAGCAUCGACAGUCUCAUUUAAAGCAACCACUUCAAUCUCAUAAUGUUUAUGUUUCGUAAGAUUAUGUCCGAUCUUGUUGUGUGUCCUCUCAGUGAGAGGUGAUAUUGAACAUGUUGUUCACCAGUUUUUGUAACUAGCCCCACCCCCUUAUUGUCACUUCAACUGUGAAUAUUUAUGUAACUCGUCAUGUUAAUAUUUAUUAGUAUUAUUAUAUUAUUUUAUACUGUACUAAUACUACGUCAAUAAAGACAAAAGUUUAGCUAAAUAAGUUUUCGCUCAAUCUUUUUUUGUAUCACAGGUGCUCAAGCUUCUCUGAGGUUUUCGAGCAAUAUUUAUUACUUGAUUUCAAGGACCCAUAUUUCUUCACACGGUCACCCAACGAAUACCACAGUGAAAAAAUGAUUACAUUAAGUACUUAAUAUGCAACUUUGAGAUGAACAAGAUAGCAUGUAAUGUCCAUGGAUCGAGUUUGAGGGAACAGUUCUGUGUUU